AUGUCUAUAACAGGAGGUGGUCCCUCCCGAUGUUGUUCCGGCUAUAGAACAAUUAAAGAUAAAUGUUACCCAUGUAAUGGAUCAUUUGGGAUUGAAUGCAGCAAUACAUGUCCAGCGGGAUAUUUUGGAAAUAAAUGCGAAGAAAAGUGUUUUUGUGACAGAUGUGAUGCAAGAACAGGGGAAUGUUACAACGAAACUACAUCAACCAAUAAUAGCCAAAAAGAAAAGGAUGAGGAUAGGAUAUCGAUUCCAUGGAUAGCGACCCUGCUAGGGCUAUUGGGAAGUAUAGGAUCCGUCGCUGUUCUUUUUUCAGUUCUCUUUCUUAAGGAAAGAGAGAAACUUCUACGAAGAAAGGCAAGACAAGAUGAGCACUCAGGAAGGGAAGAUGAAACAAACCACGAAUUAGAAGAAGACGAUUAUGCCAGUGUAAGAGUAUCUCGAAUGGUUUUGGAUGAUGGCGCAUGCAUAGGAUCAUUUGGAUUAGAAUGCAGCAAACCGUGUCCUAAAGGAUAUUAUGGCCUUAAAUGUCAAGAGAAAUGCAAGUGCGACAGAUGUAAUGCUACGACAGGGAAAUGUUUUCAUGAGGAAAGUUCAUCAAGAAUUUCAGAGGGUUCUUUGGCCUUAAUUACACUGGGUGGUGUUUUCUUUUUGACAGCAUUAUUGACUUGUCUCUACAUUAUAAGGGAAUUUUGUAAGAAGAAGUUGGGUACUUGCAUACCAGACAGUUUUAUUGAAUCAGCAUCUGAAAUAAGAAUGGAGGAAAUCUUGUGUCAUAAAUGUGAACAGCCAUCGAAUAACAACUGUAUAACUGGAAUUUUUAGCGAGACGCAAGUUUAGCUAUCUAUUCUUAACAUAUAUUAAAUUUUAACAAUUUUUGAGAAGUAUUGUAGUCUUGGGGUUAAACGAUGCCUAGAAAAACACAGGAAAUCUAGAAUACAGAAGAUAUUGUUUGGGAUAUUAUAAUUUAGGGAUCUAAACACCCUGGCUAAAAUGCUCAAUUUGAAUCCUACCUAAAAUUUCUUCCUGUACAGUAAAAUGACUUCGUGGCAUAUAGUCAGUUAAUAUGACAUAUAUUCCCUUAUUAAAAAAAUUAAAGAAAGUAGAGCAAGAACAUUCAUGCUGCCAUUCAUGAGGAGGAAAAAAUGUUCGAGGAAAAUAAGGCAAGGCCAGAGUACAGAUAAUGUUAUUGGAUCACAAGAAUACAUGACAAAAGUGGCAUCUGGAUCUGGAGAAGCACCACGCCGAUUACAAAUAACAGCAGAACCACCCACUCAACCAAUGCUACCUCUUCCAUUACCAAGUUCACACAUUGCAACAGCACCGUUCUCUACAUACCACUACUACUACUACAACCAUCAGCAUCAGGAGCUAAGCAAAAGACAUAUUGAUAGAAUAAUAUUUCAAGUAUAUGUAAUACGAGGAAUUUAAACUGUGGAAAAAAACGAGAAAAGUUAAUAUCAAACAUUUUUUUAAAAUUAUCUAUUGCGCAGUAAUUCUCCGCAGUAACAUUGUCUAUUGAUUAAUUUAAAAAAAAGUUUUCAUGAAAAUGAAAGUGUCAUAAUAUACCCUUCAAAAACUUAAAUGAAAUUCUGCAAAUUUAUCUAAUAAAUCACUCUUUUA
Messenger RNA from Saccostrea cuccullata (small rock oyster), 1620 nucleotides. RefSeq lists its product as uncharacterized. Bases 1 to 837 code for a protein of 278 amino acids. Lineage: Eukaryota; Metazoa; Mollusca; Bivalvia; Ostreida; Ostreidae. Gene Ontology annotation, molecular function: scavenger receptor activity. The record is from RefSeq and is a predicted model, not a curated record. The transcript has 9 exons.